AUGGAGCGGAAUAUCGAUAUCUAUGCCACCAAGUUGGGUGACGAGAGGCUUGAUGUGAAGGUACGAGCCAACGUCGCGACCGAGCUGCGGGAUAGCAUUGAGCCACUAUGUUCUGGUGCCAACUAUCCCAUAUUCCUUGCCAAACUAUGGCCCAUCUUCAAAACCAUUCUGUCUGGAGAGCCAGUUUUCUUCAGCAUGUCAUAUGAACAGAAACUCCGCAAUUGCAUUCUCGAAACCCUCCAUCGUUUACCGACAGCUUCACCUGAUGUUGAACCCUAUGCUGCAGACAUGGUUGACCUGCUCAUGGACCUCGCACGAAUUGAAAACGAAGAUAAUGCGGUAUUGUGCAUGAAGACGAUCAUGGAUUUGGAACGCAACCAAGCGAAGGCCACCACGGCGCGGGUGCAGCCAUUCUUGGAGCUCAUUCAAGAGAUGUUCCAGACCAUGGAGCAGGUGGUUCGGGAUACAUUCGACACUCCAAACCAAGCAACUCCCUCUGGAAUGCCGUCAACGCCCAACGCAAGCGCUCAGAACUUCCAAUCCCCACGACCAAGCUCUCCAGCUACAUCUGUUUCAGACUUAGGUCCAGAGCAGCAGUCAAGCAAUGUUAUACUAAAAGGCAUGCAGUCUUUUAAGGUCUUGGCUGAGUGCCCGAUCAUUGUCGUUUCAAUCUUCCAGACCCAUCGCGCUUCCGUUGCAGCCAACGUUAAGCUUUUUGUUCCGCUGAUCAAGACGAUUUUGCUGUUGCAAGCCAAGCCCCAAGAAAAAGCGCAUACUGAUGCUGCUGCCCAAGGCACAAUAUUUACAGGGGUUUGCAAGGAGAUUAAGAACAGAGCCGCAUUUGGGGAGUUCAUUACUGCUCAAGUGAAGACGAUGAGCUUUUUGGCUUACCUGCUUCGUCUAUAUGCCCACCAGUUGCAAGAUUUCCUUCCCACACUGCCAUCCGUUGUUGUGCGCUUACUUCAAGAUUGUCCACGUGAGAAGUCUGGUGCUCGAAAGGAGCUCUUGGUUGCCAUCCGACACAUCAUAAACUUCAACUACCGCAAGAUAUUCCUUGAGAAGAUUGAUGAGCUUCUGGACGAAAGAACACUUAUUGGUGAUGGUCUUACUGUUUAUGAGACUAUGAGACCUUUGGCGUACAGCAUGCUUGCUGACCUCAUUCACCACGUACGCGACCACCUCAGCCGAGACCAGAUUCGCCGAACCGUUGAAGUCUAUACGAAGAAUCUUCAUGAUGACUUCCCGGGUACCAGCUUUCAGACCAUGAGCGCCAAGCUGCUCCUCAACAUGGCGGAGAAGAUUUCAAAGCUGGAAGACAAACGCGAGGCUCGUUAUUUCCUCAUAAUGAUUCUGGAUGCCAUUGGUGACAAGUUUGCUUCGAUGAACCACCAGUUCAACAAUGCCGUCAAGGUUUCCAAGGCUUACAAGGAAUCUCGGAAGGACGAUGACACAACGCCAGAGAAUUACCUUGCUGAGAAAGAUCAAGCGCCGGACUGGGAUGACAUUGACAUCUUCUCUGCCUCUCCCAUCAAGACCUCCAGUCCUCGUGAUCGCGGUGGAGAUCCCGUCUCAGAUAACAUCUUCCUCUUCAGAAACCUCAUCAAUGGCCUGAAAAACAUUUUCCACCAAUUGAAGAAUUGCAAUCCAGAUGAUGUUCAGAUUGACCCCAAUAGUGUCCCUAUCAAUUGGUCCGAGGUUUCUUAUGGAUACAAUGCCGAAGAAGUUGGAGUCAUCAAAAAGCUCUUCCAUGAAGGUGCUAGAGUCUUCCGCUACUAUGGCGUGGACCAAUCUCCCCCCGAAAUGAAUUACUCCUCCCCAUUCGACUUCCUCGCAAGCCAAUACACAGCUCCCAUGUCUCGAGAAGAGAAAGAGCUUCUGGAGAGUUUUGGCACUGUUUUCCACUGCAUCGAUACGGCAACCUUCCACGAAGUUUUCCACUCGGAGAUUCCAUACCUACAUGAGCUCAUGUUUGAGCAUGGAGCUCUCCUUCACCUUCCACAAUUUUUCCUGGCUAGUGAGGCGACUUCACCUGCAUUCUCUGGUAUGGUUUUGCAGUAUUUGAUGGAACGCAUUGACGAGGUUGGAACUUCGGAUAUGACGAAGGCGAAGAUUCUACUGAGAAUGUUCAAGCUCUCCUUCAUGGCAGUCACGCUGUUUUCCGUUCAGAACGAGCAGGUGCUUCACCCCCAUGUGACAAAGAUCGUGACGAAGUGCAUCGAGCUAUCAGUCACAGCCGAAGAACCGAUGAAUUAUUUCCUGCUCUUGCGCUCUCUUUUCCGCAGCAUUGGUGGAGGUCGGUUCGAGCUUCUCUACAAGGAGAUCCUUCCUCUGCUGGAGAUGCUCCUCGAGACGUUUAACAACUUGCUGAUGGCCGCUCGAAAGCCCCAAGAGCGGGAUCUUUAUGUGGAGCUUACUCUCACCGUCCCUGCAAGACUUAGCCAUCUGCUCCCCCAUCUAAGUUAUCUGAUGCGUCCUAUCGUGGUGGCCUUGCGUGCGGACUCAGACCUGGUUGGGCAAGGGCUGCGGACAUUGGAACUCUGCGUGGACAAUUUGACAGCCGACUAUCUUGACCCCAUCAUGGCUCCUAUCAUGGAUGAAUUAAUGACAGCUCUUUGGGAUCACCUGCGGCCCCACCCAUACAAUCAUUUCCAUGCCCACACCACCAUGAGAAUUCUUGGAAAGCUUGGUGGACGCAAUCGCAAGUUCCUGAACCAUCCGCCAGAACUGUCCUUCCAACAGUACUCUGAUGACAACCCCAGCUUCGACAUUCGUCUCAUCGGCCCGGGUGAGAAGCGGCCUUUUCCCGUUGAUACCGGCAUUGAUUUGGCCAUCGGCAAGCUAAUGGAGGCUCCUAAAACGGAUUCCGGCAAAGCUUCUGAUCUCUAUUACAAGCAGCAGGCUUUCCGCAUGCUAAGCUCGCACCUCAAGCUGCAGAUUGGAUUUGAGAACCUCCCCGAUGAUCUCGCUUCUCUGAUUCGACUCCAUGCGAAUGACCUCUUCGAAAGCAAAGCCAGUGCUAUGGUUGAUAUUCUUGAGAAAUCGGAGAGAGCGGCGUCCAUCCCAAAGAAGGUGGGACAAGAAGCCACUGUUAAGAAGCUCCUAAAGGCCUGCAUCUUUGCCACAACCAUUCCUGACCUUGAGCCCGCUGCAUCUGCCUUCGUGGCUGAUGUUUGCAAGCACUUCGCCAUUGUUGAGGUUGGCCGAGCUCUUUCUCAAGCCCGUCACAACCGUAAACCUUUUGAUGUGGCAAAUGGAGAAGGCCCUGUCUACCUGGACUCACGAGUCCUGGCUGAUGCUAUCGUUGAGACCCUUUCUUCCGAUAAUGUCCACGUCCGGGAAGCUGCUGAGCAGGCUAUGCAGGUUGUAAAGGACGCCGCCGGUGUCAUUUUUGGUGCUCCCGAGAAGGCAUCAAAGCUUCCAUUUUUCCAGCAUCUUGGCCGCGUGUUCUGCCACAGUUGCUAUAGUGAAGAAUGGUUCACAAAGGCUGGUGGAAGCUUGGGCAUUCAGCUCCUUGCUACCAAGCUGGAUCUUGGGGAGUCUUGGCUUUAUGAGCGCCAUGUUGAUUUCUCGCGGGCUCUGAUGUAUGUCAUCAAGGAUACGCCUUCAGAUCUUCCUGCGGCUACCCGUGUCCAGUCCCAGGAGACAAUGACUUUGAUCCUUCAGCGGUGUGGAAAGAUUAUCCCGAAGGAUGAUUUGAAAAACGAGAAGAGCCGUCUAUUUGCUCUUUGCGGUUUCUUUGUCACUGAGCUUGGUCAUAUGAACAAGCAUGUUCGAGAAACAUCGCGCCGCUGCUUUGCCACAUUGAAGGAAGAACUCGGCUGUGAAGUGCAUGAGCUCAUCUUUCCUGUGAAGGACCGUCUUCUACAGCCAAUUUUCAACAAGCCACUCCGAGCACUACCUUUUGCUACUCAAAUUGGCUUCAUCGAUGCCAUCACAUACUGCUUGGGCCUGCACAACGACAUCGUCACCUUCAAUGACCCCUUGAACCGCUUGAUGUUGGAGUCUCUUGCUCUGGCUGAUGCAGAUGAUGAAUCACUCGCCUCCAAGCCAAAUGAAUUCAGGAACGCGGAUAUGAUUGUCAAUCUGCGCGUUGCUUGUCUGCGGCUUCUAUCCAUGGCAAUGAACUUCCAGGAAUUUGCCAACACACCACAGAACACCAGUCGUGCUAGAAUCAUUUCAGUGUUCUUCAAAUCACUUUACUCUCGUUCUCCCGAAGUGAUCGAGGCUGCCAAUGCUGGUCUGAAGGACGUUCUCACUCAGACCAACAAGCUACCAAAGGACUUACUGCAAAAUGGCCUGCGCCCCAUUCUGAUGAAUCUGCAAGAUCCCAAGCGUCUAAGUGUUGCUGGUCUUGAUGGCUUGGCCCGCCUCUUGACUCUCUUAACCAACUACUUCAAGGUCGAAAUUGGCGCUCGUCUUCUGGACCACAUGAAGGUCAUUGCAGAUGACGCUAUGUUGCAAAAAGUAUCCUUCAGCCUUGUCGAGCAGAAUCCUGCCAUGAAAAUUGUAGCUGCCAUUUUCAACAUCUUCCAUCUUCUCCCCCCAGCUGCCACCUCAUUCAUGGAACAUCUAGUCAACAAAGUCCUCGACCUUGAGAAGAAGCUGCGAAGAACCUCUCACAGCCCCUUCCGCAAGCCUUUGGUUAAAUACCUGAAUCGCUACCCAAAGGAAAGUUUGACAUUUUUCUUUGCACGAUUCAAGGACGAGCGAUUUGGUCGCUUCUUCGGGCAAAUUCUGGCCGACCCUGAGAGUGAAGCACUGCGUAAUGCUGUGGUCGCUGACAGUGAAACUUUCCUCUCAACUGCAUUCGCACAGGAUGCAACAGAUGGUAAAAACACAGCUGCCAUCAACGGAAUCUACGUCGCGCAUGCGCUCUGCUCAUACGACUCCAGCAAGAGAUGGGUAGAACAGGCCGAGGACCAGCUAAUGGAUAUUUUCACUACGUACUUGGCUGAGGCUGCGCAUGACCUGGACUUCCUGUUCGAAGUCAUUGAUGGAUUGUCUGCAGAUGAGCUGAAGCGCACCCUCGCUCUGCCCAAGUUCAUCUAUCGGCACAUUAUCACCAACGAGUCGAUUGACUACCGACGCUCUGUCAUCAUGCGUUGUCUCGACCUAUACGGCCAGCGGGCUUGCUCGCAGAAGACCAAGACUUAUGCAUUCCGCAAUCUGGUCAACCCAAUCCUUGCAAUGGAUGUACAGACUACGUGGGGUAGCUCCCCAAACACUCCCAAGUUGAUGGACAAGAGCAUGACGGAGUCCAUUCAGAGCCGUGUGUGGAAGCCUCAGUUGGCAGACCUCAGCGAAGAGUCCAAUCAAGCUGGAGUUGAUCACUCACGUAUGGAACUGCUGCAGCUUUCGGCUCUGUUGAUCAAGUAUCACCACUCUACUGUGCAAGACUCGCGCAAGGAUAUCAUCAAGUUUGCUUGGAAUUAUAUUCGUCUUGAGGACAUCAUCAACAAGUACGGUGCCUAUGUUCUAAUCAGUUACUUCAUCGCGCACUACGAGACACCCUUCAAGAUUGUGAUCCAGGUGUAUGUUGCCUUGUUAAGAGCCCACCAAAACGAAGGACGAGCCCUUGUCACUCAAGCACUUGAUGUUUUGGCUCCUGUGCUCCCUACUCGAACUGCAGGCAACCAAGGACCCGAAGCACGCUAUCCCCUGUGGGCCAAAUGGCCUCGCCGCAUCUUGGCGGAGGAGACCGCCAACUUACAGCAGGUUAUGAGCAUUUUCCAGUUCCUGGUGCGACAACCUAAUCUUUUCUACGAGUCACGCGAGCAUUUCGUGCCUCUUAUUGUUCCGUCCCUUGUUAAGAUUGCUGGUCCGCCAAACACAUCCAAUGACAGCAAAAAGCUCGCACUGAAACUCAUCGGGUUGGUUUGGCACUGGGAAGAAAGGCGAGCGCAAGCGGCAGAUGCCAACAGCAGUGGACUUCUGGACUCUCCCAACACGAAGAAGCGGAAGCUCGAAGAAGCGCAGGACACAUCCUCCCCUGCGUUGGCGCCUCCACCGAGCCGAGGUGGAUCAUCUGAUUACACCGUUCCCGCUGAACUUCGUGCUGCUCUCAUUAAAUACCUUAUCUCUUUUAUCACGACUAUCCCCGAACGCUUCGUGGUUCCAGCUGCGGAGAUUCGUCAACUGCCAUCUUCCAAGCAGACACCGCCCGUUCCUACUGGUGACAUGGUCAAUAAGGCCGUGAACCUCCUCAGAAACCUUCUUUCGCCGGAAUACUGGGGAGACAUUGACAUUGAUCUGUAUCAGAAAGUGACAGAACCCAUUCUAGCAGGCGAGAAGGCCGAUAAACCAGAUGAAAAGCAUGUUACAGCCAUGGUGAACACGCUUCAGGUCCUUCGUGUUCUAAUUGCAGCAAAGUCCAAUGAGUGGAUCGCAGCUCGCCUCCCCGCCAUUCAGAAGCUUCUUGAGAAGCCAUUGAAAUCUGACAACCCGGAGAUCCAAGAUUGUCUUCAUGGCCUGGAAGAUGAGAUGGAUAUCUCCCCUAAGCUACCGCCUCCCGUUCGUCGUGUUCUCGAAGCUAUACCGGAUGACGCACCAGAUGACGAGGAUGCAAUGGACACUGAAAGCACCGCAUCCGAGUUUGCUACUUAUCUGUCUGCGAUCGCUACCGAAACACUUUCCGCUAGCAACUAUGUGUCAAGCCUGAACACGCUCUGGACACUUUCAAAGCAUAAGCCUGCUGAGAUCGAUACGCACAUUCCUGCUGUGAUGAAGGCAUUCUCUCAAAAGCUUGCCAAGGAACAUGUUGCGGCAUCGACUCAACAAAAUGGUGCACAGCUCCAGAACGGCGCAGCAAAGCCUGCCGAAGGUGUUCCAGACCAACAGGAGACUGAAAUCGGCGUUGACCUUAUUUUCAAGACAAUCGAAUUGAUCUCUGUGCGCAUGUCUCACCUUGGAGAUCAACGACGCCCAUUCUUGAGCGUGUUGGCAUCAAUUGUGGAACGUUCGCAAAACAUCAAGCUGUGUAGCAAGGUCUUGGGUAUGGCAGAGGAAUGGAUAUUCCACUCGACCGAGUCCUGGCCGACUCUGAAGGAGAAGACCGCAGUCUUGCAUAAGAUGCUGCUGUUUGAGUCACGGCCUGAUCAAACGAUGCUGAAGAAGUUCCUUGACCUUGUAAUCCGUAUUUACGAGGACUCCAAGAUUACUCGUACCGAGUUGACCGUCAGGCUUGAACAUGCUUUCUUGAUCGGAACCAGAGCGCAGGAUGUUGAAAUGCGUAACCGAUUCAUGAGCAUUUUUGACCGAAGUUUGACUCGCCUGGCCUCCUCACGGUUGAGCUACGUGCUCACUUGUCAAAACUGGGAUACCCUUGCGGACUCUUUCUGGCUGGCCCAGGCCUCGCAUUUGAUUCUUGGAUGUGUGGAUAUGAACGCUACUGCCCGCUUGCAUCCAGAUGACUUCAAGUUGUAUCCCCUGACCUUCCUUUUCGCUGGAGGUGAAAAGGACCCAAGGAAGUCGGAUAUCAUGGUCGACAACCAGCUGGAAACUUUUGUUGCUGAACGCAGGCGUUUCAUGUCUGAAGUUGGUGACGUGAAGGUACGCGAUUUGAUUGAGCCUCUGUGUCAACUGCAGCACACCGACCCUAGCGUCUCUUAUAAGCUCUGGACGACGCUGUUUCCUAUUUACUGGUCCACAUUGUCCAAGGACGACCGCCUGGAUCUUGAGAAGGGAAUGGUCACAUUGCUUACUCGAGAGUACCACCAGAGACAGUUGGACAAGCGCCCUAAUGUCGUGCAAGCCCUAUUGGAAGGUUGUGUGCGUGCCCGUCCCCGGUUCAAGGUUCCUCCCCAUGUUAUGAAAUACCUCAGCCGUACCUACGAUGCCUGGUACACUGCCGCUACCUACCUGGAGGAGAGUGCCAUCAAUCCUAUCAUUGACACUGCUACUGUCCGUGAAAGCAACCUCGACGCCUUAGUGGAAGUCUAUGCUGGUCUCCAGGAAGACGAUUUCUUCUAUGGCACGUGGCGACGCCGCUGUAAAUUUGUUGAAACCAAUGCAGCUCUGUCCUAUGAGCAGCAGGGCAUGUGGGAUAAAUCUCAACAGCUCUAUGAGAAUGCGCAAAUCAAAGCCCGCUCCGGAGCUAUGCCAUUCUCCCAGGGUGAAUACUUUGUGUGGGAAGAUCACUGGUUGAUCUGCGCCCAGAAGCUUCAGCAGUGGGAGAUCUUGAGCGAUUUUGCCAAGCACGAGAACUUGAAUGACCUGUUGCUUGAGGCUGCUUGGAGAAACAUUGAAAAUUGGCAGAGCGAGGGCAAUCGCGAACAGCUAGAAUCUUUGAUCAAGUCUGUUUCCGAUGCUCCUACCCCGCGACGAACAUUUUUCCAGGCUUUCAUGGCUCUCCUUCAGUACCACACGAAGAAAGAGAAUUUGCAAGACUUCAAUAGCGUCUGCGAUGAAUCUAUCCAGCUUUCUAUUCGGAAGUGGCUGCAAUUACCCAAGCGAAUCACCAAUGCCCACAUUCCCAUCUUGCAGCACUUCCAGUUGCUCGUUGAGCUGCAUGAUGCUAGUCAUAUUUGCGGCAGCUUGGCCCAAACCAAUGAGCGCAACUUGGAUACCAAGAGCGCUGAGUUGAAGCUUCUUCUGGGGACCUGGCGGGACCGCUUGCCCAAUCUAUGGGAUGACAUAAACACUUGGCAGGAUCUUUCUUCUUCCCCCCAGACCAACAAUGUCGCCAGCAAUUCCUAUGCCUACCGUGGAUACCACGAGACCGCCUGGAUUAUCAAUCGGUUUGCUCACGUCGCCCGCAAGCAUCAGAUGCCGGAGGUGUGUAUCAACCAGCUAAGUCGGAUCUACACACUGCCAAACAUCGAAAUCCAAGAGGCGUUCCUCAAGUUGCGUGAACAGGCCAAAUGCCAUUACCAGAACCCGAAGGAACUCAACAGUGGAUUGGAUGUUAUCAAUAACACCAAUCUCAACUACUUCGGGCCUCAGCAAAAGGCUGAGUUCUACACUCUGAAGGGCAUGUUCCUUGCGAAACUUGAUCAUGUCAACGAGGCCAACGAGGCAUUCGGUGUUGCUCUCUACUACGAUCUUCGUCUUGCAAAGGCCUGGUCUGAGUGGGGACAGUAUAGCGACCAGCGUUUCAAGGCAGAUCCGACAGACUACGAGCUGGCUAGCAAUGCAGUCAGCUGUUAUCUGGAGGCAGCUGGUCUUUACAAGAGUGCGAAGUCGCGAAAGCUGCUCAGCCGUAUUCUGUGGCUUCUAAGCUUGGACAAUGACGAAGGCCAGAUCGCAAGCGCUUUCGAGAACUUCAAGGGAGACACGCCAGUUUGGUACUGGAUAACAUUUAUUCCUCAACUUCUUACCAGCUUGUCUCACCGCGAAGCACGCCUAUGCAAGGCUGUUCUUGUGAAGAUCGCCAAGCUGUAUCCGCAAGCACUGUUCUUCUUGCUUCGCACUAACAGGGAGGACAUGUUGAGCAUCAAGAAGCAGCACGAUCAAAAGCAAGAGAAGCUAAACCGUGCCAAACAACAGCAGCAACAGUCCUCCUCCCCGAGUCAGAAGCCUGCUGCAAACGGUGAAGCUUCACCUGCACAGAAACCGCCAACCAGUGUACCGGCGCCCAGUGCCUCUCCAGCCAACCAGGCAGCAAAUCUCACAACAGCUCAGUCGCCUGCUCAAAACCAGUCGGCCCAGCAGUCACCUGCUCAACCUCCAAGCCAGCUGCAAGCGUCUCCACUUCAAAAUUCGACCCCUGGUCAACCUCAAGCUCUUCAGCCUCAGGGAGCCCAAGGACACUUGCAAGUUCCAGGCCAGAAUGGAGCUCAGCAACCUGGCACUUCUACCACCGAGCCGGAGAAAGAGCCUCUCAAGAAGCCUUGGGAGUACUCGGACGAAAUCAUGUCUGGCCUCAAGACAGCGUUCCCACUGCUUGCUCUGUCCAUGGAGACGAUGGUUGACCAGAUUCAUAAGAAUUUCAAGUGUCCUCCAGACGAGGAUGCUUACCGGCUUAUCGUCGCUCUUCUCAACGAUGGACUGGCCUAUGUUGGACGCAUGCCCGUGUCGUACGCCCAGGACUUCAAACUGCCCACUGCGACAGAAGCCAACAUUACCCGAUUCGCGGAGACAAUUCUUCCGGCGCAUAUCCGCAAGUCGUUCGAGGCAGACUUUGUCGUCAAGAAGCCCACUAUGCAUGAGUACAUCCACAAGCUGCGUCGCUGGCGUGACAAGUUCGAGGAGAAGCUGGACCGCCGACCUCAGUCUGGAAACCUUGAGAAUUACUCCCCGCACCUUAGCGAGUUCCGCUUCCUCAAGUUUGACGAGGUUGAAGUUCCUGGACAGUACCUCCUGCUUAAAGACAAGAACCAAGACUUUGUUCGCAUUGACCGUUUCCUUCCCGAUGUGGACCUGGUACGGGGCAUUGGUGUCUGUCACCGUCGUCUUAAGAUUCGCGGACACGAUGGUAGCAUCCAUGCUUUCGCUGUUCAGCAUCCUGCAGCACGUCACUGCCGACGUGAGGAGCGCAUUCUUCAACUUUUCAGAAUCUUUAAUGGCUUGUUAGCCAAGCGCAAGGAAAGCCGUCGUCGUAACCUGUACUUCCACCUUCCUCUCAUGGUGCCUCUGGCUCCGCAUAUCCGCCUGGUUCGCGACGAUUCUUCGUACAUCUCCAUGCAGGGUAUUUAUGAGGAUUACUGCAGACGUGUUGGCAUGAACAAGGACGAGCCGGUGCUCUUCACUAUGGACAGAAUGCGGUCUGUGCACGAGACGAUUAAGAAUGUAAGUUUCCUGUCCGAUGUUUCCCUGAUCCAAGCUAAUCCCUGCCAGCGCACUCCCGACCAAGUUCAGGUUGUUCGUACUGAGAUCUUGACAGCCAUCCAAGACAAAUGGGUUCCCAGUACCGUUGUUUUGGAGUAUUUCCAGCAGACCUAUCCCAACUUUGCCGACUUCUGGUUGUUCCGACGCCAGUUCGCUUACCAGUACGCGGCGGUUGCCUUCAUGACCUACAUCAUGCACAUUGGAAACCGUUACCCCAACAAGAUCCUAGUCUCUCGCUCGACGGGCGACAUCUGGGGCGCCGAAUUGAUUCCUACCAUCAACCCUGCCAAGGCAAUCUUCUACAACCCCGAGCAGGUGCCAUUCCGCUUCACGCCGAAUAUUCAAACCUUGCUCGGCCCCAUCGCCACCGAGGGUGUGUUUGCCUGUGCUAUGAUGGCGAUUUCGCGCUGCUUGACGGAGCCGCGCCACGAGCUAGAGCAGCAGCUCAGCAUUUUUGUGCGCGACGAAAUGAUGUUCUGGGCCACUGCUCAACACCGCGGUAGCCUGCCUGUGCCCCAGCUCCGUGAGCUGGUGAACAACAACAGUGAGAUCAUUGUGAACCGUGCUGUUAGCCUUGCCAGUCCUCCUGAGGGUAAUCUGCCUGCCAAUCAAACCACGAUUGAUUUGAUCUCCAAGGCAGUCAAUCCCCAGCACCUGGCUUCGUGCGAUGCGUUGUGGAUGCCUUACCUCUAG
Molecule: messenger RNA, 11457 nt
Organism: Penicillium longicatenatum
Lineage: Eukaryota; Fungi; Ascomycota; Eurotiomycetes; Eurotiales; Aspergillaceae
Product: histone acetyltransferase TRA1
Exons: 5
Coding region: 1-11457 (3818 amino acids)
Biological process (GO): DNA repair; regulation of DNA-templated transcription
Cellular component (GO): NuA4 histone acetyltransferase complex; SAGA complex; nucleus
Molecular function (GO): protein binding; transcription coregulator activity
Source: RefSeq, a predicted model, not a curated record